UUAAUUUCUUAUUCUCAAGUCAUAAUUUAAUACUUUUUUAGUAAUUUGGUAUGAGCAAUUAUUUCAUUUUGGCAAGGGCAUUUCCGUCACACGCCAACUAUUUUAAACAAUUCAAAACUGUACAAACAUUAUUCUUAGAGAGAGAGAGAGGAGAGUGAGAGAGAGAAAAUGGAGGGGAGAAGCCAGGUGGCGAGCGAAUUGGAGCCGUGGCGCCGGCUGGAAAACAAGGUGGUGCUAGUGACCGGCGCAUCGUCCGGCUUCGGUCGCGAGUUCUGUCUGGACUUGGCUAAAGCCGGCUGCAGAGUCGUAGCCGCGGCUCGGAGGACGGACCGGCUGCAGUCACUGUGCGACGAGAUAAACGGCGCCGGGAUCGGCUCGCCAGAACACCAACCGAGAGCCGCGGCUGUGGAGCUCGACGUCAGCGCAAGCGGGCCCACCAUUGAAGCUUCCGUUCAGAAAGCCUGGGCUGCGUUUGGACGAAUCGACGCUUUGAUCAAUAAUGCUGGUAUUAGAGGUAAGAUCCACACUCCACUUGAUUUGACGGAGGAGGAAUGGGACAUUACGAUGAGAACAAACCUAACCGGAACAUGGCUCGUCUCGAAAUACGUAUGCACGCGUAUGCGUGAUGCUAAGAUAAGCGGGUCCCUCGUUAGCAUCUCUUCCAUUGCCGGUCUCGAACGUGGUCAACUACCCGGUGGCCUCGCUUAUGCUUGCUCCAAAACCGCCAUCAACACAAUGACUAAGGUAAUGGCAUUGGAAUUGGGGAUUUAUGGAAUAAGAGUGAACUCGAUAUCGCCGGGGCUUUUCAAAUCGGAGAUAACACAAGGGCUAGUGGAGAAGCAUUGGCUAAAAAACGUGGAAAGAAGAACGGUUCCUCUGAGAAGUUACGGUACGUUGGAUCCAGCGCUGACAUCACUCUUGCGAUACUUGAUCCAUGAUUCUUCCAAGCAGGUCACGGGGAAUCUUUUCAUUGUCGAUGCGGGGACCACGUUACCUGGUGUUCCCAUUUUCUCCUCCCUUUAGAAUGUUUGUUCUGUUGAAGGAGGAUGAGAAUGGGGAGGAAGGCUGUGUUUGGCUCAUUUUAGAAAAAAUCUUUUCACUCUAUACCUAAAAAUAAGUUUGUGUUUGUUUAAAUUUCCAAAUUGAGAAUCACAAUUCUUUUGUGGGGAAUAAGGCCCCCUAAACCGGGCCAAACAGAGCCCAAAAUUGAAUGAAAUUUUGUAUAAUUUUGUCCCGGUA
Molecule: messenger RNA, 1239 nt
Organism: Erythranthe guttata (spotted monkey flower)
Lineage: Eukaryota; Viridiplantae; Streptophyta; Magnoliopsida; Lamiales; Phrymaceae
Molecular function (GO): oxidoreductase activity
Source: RefSeq, a predicted model, not a curated record